UUUGUUUCCCUUUUUCUAGGUGAUCACGAUGGCCCUACAGAAUUUUAGAACACGUCUGCUAUUCUCCCUUCUGGCUGCUUUCUUCAUCUCUGCCUUAGCUGAGGAGUCUGUAGGAGAGAGUCAACAUGCAAAUAUUCGGCUUGAUAAGAACCUGGUACAAGAUAAAGACCACAUCAUGGAACAUUUGGAAGGUGUUAUCGACAAACCAGAGUCUGAGAUGUCUCCACAAGAGCUGCAGCUUCAUUACUUCAAAAUGCAUGAUUACGAUGGCAAUAAUUUACUAGAUGGGUUAGAGCUUGCUGCUGCUAUAUCACAUGUCCACAAAGAGGAAGGUGGUGAGCAUACCCAGGCAAUGAAAGAAGAAGAAUUGAUUAGUCUGAUAGAUGAUGUGUUAAGAGAUGAUGAUAAGAACAAUGAUGGAUACAUUGACUAUGCCGAAUUUGCAAAAUCUCUGGAAUAAGGUUUUGCGAGGAGUUUGUUUCUCCUUCUAGCUAUGUGGACAUGUGACCCAGUAUAAUGUGAUUCAUUACUGUCUCGUAUAUCAACCUUGUGCUGCAAUGCUCAUGAGGAGGAGGGGUGUAUCAGCUCCAGCUGAAUCUUUUUGGAAAUUGUAUGUGUUAGGAGACUGGCUAACUCAGAGUGAGAGCCGUAUUUGACUAAAUGUAGCUACACGUUUGAAUCUUGAAGCAUGGAAACAUCAACAGUACUCACACAGGCUACAGCUGGCAAACUCUUUAAGUAGCUGUGUCUGAAUACUUAAUAGAUCAUAUAUAAUCUAAAUUUCAGUUUUCUGUCAUUGAGUUAUAUAAUAUUCACUUAUCUUUUAUUUAAAUGUGUGAAAUAUCUAGAAAGCAAGAGAACAUGGCUACACAUAGUUGUAUUGUGACAAGACAUUUCCAUACUGUCAUGCUCAUUUUUGGAGGAAAUUUGCAUAUAAGUACAAGUGCUUGAAACAGCGCUUGUAGAGAAAAAGUAUUUGUUGAAUGUGGUUUACACUUGAGCUCUACAUGAUGCUGUAUGGACUUCAACACCAUCUUUGAAGAAAUUGAGUGUUUUUUUUUUUUUUUAAAUUGAUGUACUUCCUAGCAUACCCUUACAUUUUAUAUAUAAAUGUGUACAUGUUUCUCAAUUUUUUCUCCUCCUUCACAGAUUUGCUUUUUAUAGUGUAGUAUUUUACUAGAUUUUUCUCUACUUUGAAUGAUCUUUUUAAAAGAAAAUUAAAAUAUUUUUAUUACAUUUAUAUGUUUUUAAAUGCUGUAUAGCAUUUACUAGAGUAGCCUAUGCUAUCUUGUUUUGAAGGUCACGUUAACAAUAAACUAGUUUAGUAUAAAAGCUUUUGUUCAAAUUGAUUCUUACAGUAUUAGCCAACAGGAUAAUCUAAGUGAGAAAGUAAUGCUGCCUUGUUGAGGUUUACAUUCCUAUUCCUUGACACUUAAAUUACGGUAUUACUUUUAGAAAAAUACAAAGGCAUUUUAUAACUAACAGUUUCAAGAUACUUGAAUGUCUGCAAAUGAACAUGGUCUUAGGAAUGUUUUUGCUGUCUUGACUCAAUACUUGUUAAGUCAAGUAGUUCAAGGAUAUUAAAGAAGUGAUAUAUUGUU
Messenger RNA from Struthio camelus australis, 1601 nucleotides. The record is from RefSeq and is a predicted model, not a curated record. Lineage: Eukaryota; Metazoa; Chordata; Aves; Struthioniformes; Struthionidae.